Rhineura floridana is the source of this 10334-nucleotide messenger RNA. It is a transcript of the gene ERBB3, whose product is annotated as erb-b2 receptor tyrosine kinase 3. Gene Ontology annotation, molecular function: ATP binding; protein tyrosine kinase activity; neuregulin binding. The coding region runs from base 417 to 4379 and encodes 1320 amino acids. NCBI's taxonomy places the organism in Eukaryota, Metazoa, Chordata, Lepidosauria, Squamata, Rhineuridae. The record is from RefSeq and is a predicted model, not a curated record. Gene Ontology annotation, biological process: nervous system development; positive regulation of kinase activity; multicellular organism development. Gene Ontology annotation, cellular component: basal plasma membrane; signaling receptor complex. The transcript has 28 exons.
UUGGUCAGAGCGGGGCACAGCCCCAACCAAUGAGGUGCGAGCUAAGCUUCCCCUUGAAUGAAGUGUGUGUAAUUUGUGAGUUGUUGUGUGUAAGUGAAACUGAUCAAAGCGCCACAGCCGGCGAUCUCUUGGCUCGGGAGGAGAACUUGCCAUAUUGGAGGGCGAAAGAGAGGACGAGGAAGGCGACCAACUAAACACCCGCUGAGCCAGAGAGCGAGAGGCUGGUGGAGUACCUCAAAAAACAGAACGCCUUCACUUUGGGGAUCAAGUGGCUUUUCCUAUCGCCCUCUUCUCCAUCCCGAAUGCAGAAUGCCAUAGCUUGAAACACGCCGCCGCAUGCCAGGAGAAAGUGGUAGCGGUGGUGGGCGGGGGAAAAAAAGCCCAAACGGACAUAAAAUAAAUAAGAUCUUUCGACAAUGAAGAGUAACCGGAAUCGAGUUUUUUUGCCUUGGCUGGUUUUCCUUCUGUGGAGCCUACAGUCUGCAGCUUCUCAAGCAGUCUGUGCAGGCACCCUAAAUGGGCUCAGUGUGACAGGAGAUGUCCAGCAACAGUACCAGAUGCUACACAAAAUGUACAACAACUGUGAGAUCGUCAUGGGCAACCUCGAGAUUGUGCUCAUUGAACAAAAUAAGGACCUCUCCUUCUUGCAGACUAUCCGAGAAGUGACUGGCUAUGUUUUGAUUGCCAUGAAUGUCUUCACGUACCUGCCACUGCAGAACCUGCGCAUAAUACGAGGGACCCAGUACUAUGAAGACAAGUAUGCCCUUUUCAUCCUCCUCAACUAUGAACAAAAUGUCACACAUUCCCUACACCAGGUGGGCUUCAACCAACUCACAGAAAUCCUCUCUGGGGGUGUCUACAUUGGGAGGAACAAACAGCUGUGUCAUGUGGAUACUAUCAAUUGGGAAGACAUCAUCUGGAAAUCUGAGUUCCAGGCGGUGCUCCAGGACAAUGGGGAGAAGUGUUCUCCAUGCCAUGAGAACUGCAAUGGUCACUGCUGGGGUCCUGGUCCUGAGGACUGUCAAAAAUUGACCAGGACCAUCUGUGCCCCCCAGUGCAAUGAACGCUGCUUUGGCCCCAACCCCAAUGAAUGCUGCCAUGAUGAAUGUGCAGGCGGCUGCACUGGCCCUCUCAAGACAGAGUGUUUUGCCUGCCGGUCCAUCAAUGAUAGUGGUGCCUGUGAAACACACUGCCCCCAACCGUUGAUCUACAACAAGCUCACCUUCCAGCUGGAGCCCAAUCCUGAUACCAAAUACCGGUAUGGUGGCAUCUGUGUCAAAAACUGCCCACAUAAUUUUGUGGUUGAUCAGAGCUUAUGCGUCCGAACCUGCCCUAGUAACAAAAUGGAAGUAGAAAAAGGUGGCCUGAAGAUGUGCGAGUCUUGUGUGGGACUCUGCCCAAAAGCUUGUGAUGGGACUGGAAUUGGAAGUAAAUACCAGACAGUGGAUUCCAGCAAUAUUGACCGCUUUAUCAACUGCACCAAAAUCUUGGGCAACCUGGAUUUUCUUAUCACUGGUCUAGAAGGGGACCCGUGGCGCAAUAUACCUGCCCUGGACCCAGAAAAACUCAACAUCUUCCGGACAGUGCGAGAGAUCACAGGUUACCUGAAUAUACAGUCAUGGCCCAAACACAUGCACAACUUUAGCGUUUUCUCCAACCUGGUCACCAUUGGUGGACGCAGCUUAUAUAACCGUGGCUUUUCAUUGCUGAUCAUGAAGAACAUGAAUGUGACUUCUCUGGACUUUCGCUCACUUCGAGAGAUCAGUGCCGGCAAGGUCUACAUCACUGAGAACCGGCAACUUUGCUAUUACAACACUAUCAAUUGGGAACGUCUCUCGCGCCGACGUUCAGACCUGGACAUCAAGAGUAACAAACCUGCCAGGAAAUGCAUCCAAGAGGGGAAUGUCUGUGAUCCUCUUUGCUCCAGUGAUGGCUGUUGGGGGCCAGGUCCGGACCAGUGUGUCUCCUGCCGUAACUACAGCCGUGAAGGAACCUGUGUUGGCUCCUGCAGUUUCUUUGAAGGGGAGGUCCGGGAAUUUGUACAAGGCGGCGAGUGCUUUUCAUGCCAUCCACACUGCCAGAGGAUCGAGGGAGGUCUAACCUGCAAUGGAUCGGGUGCUGAUGCCUGUGUGAAUUGUGCUAACUACAAGGAUGGACCACACUGUGUAGAGAGCUGCCCCAAGGGUAUCUUAGGGGAAAAGGGACUCAUCUUCAAGUUUCCCGAUGCCAAGAAGGAGUGCUGGCCAUGCCAUGAGAACUGCACGCAGGGGUGUGAUGGUCCACACAUUGAAGAUUGCUUCAUGGAGAAACUGCCUGUUGCCAGGAAAGCUCCAACAGUGAUUGCUGUGAUGAUCGUGGGUUGUCUCUUUGUCUUCUGUUCCUGUGUCUUGCUCACCUUCUUGUACUGCCGUGGCAAGCAGAUUCAGAAGAAGCGAGCCAUGCGCAGAUACCUGGAAAGAGGGGAGAGUUUGGAGCCCCUGGAUCCCAGCGAGAAAGCCAAUAAAGUCCUUGCCCGAAUUUUCAAGGAGACAGAACUAAAGAAGUUGAAAGUUCUAGGAUCUGGAGUGUUUGGAACAGUGCACAAAGGUGUCUGGAUUCCAGAAGGAGACUCCCUCAAGAUUCCUGUGAGCAUCAAAGUUAUCCAAGACUCAAGUGGCCGGCAGACCUUCCAUACUGUCACUGAUCACAUGAUGGCAAUAGGUAGUCUGGACCAUGCUUAUAUUGUUCGGCUCCUGGGCAUCUGUACUGGCACCCAACUGCAACUGGUGACCCAGCUCUUACCCUUGGGCUCACUGCUAGAGUAUGUCCGCAAAAACAAGGAUGCCAUUGGCCCUCAGCUGAUGCUUAACUGGUGUGUGCAGAUUGCCAAGGGCAUGUACUACCUAGAGGAGCACCGCAUGGUCCAUCGCAACCUUGCUGCCCGCAAUGUUUUGGUAAAAUCCCCUAGCCAGGUACAGGUGGCAGAUUUUGGCAUUGCUGACUUGCUCUAUCCAGAUGACAAGAAAUACUUCUACAAUGAGGUCAAGACACCAAUAAAAUGGAUGGCUUUGGAGAGCAUACAUUUUGGAAAAUAUACACAUCAAAGUGAUGUGUGGAGCUAUGGGGUGACAUUGUGGGAGAUGAUGACCUUUGGGAGUGAACCUUAUGCCGGAAUCCAUCUUUCAGAAGUACCUGACCUUCUGGAGAAAGGGGAGCGCCUCUCACAGCCCCAGAUUUGCACCAUUGAUGUCUACAUGGUGAUGGUAAAAUGCUGGAUGAUUGACGAGAACAUUCGCCCCACCUUCAAAGAGCUAGCCAAUGAGUUCACACGUAUGGCUCGUGACCCCCCUCGCUACCUGGUGAUUAAGAGAGAGAGUGGGACACUUCCCCAGGUUGAACCACCCACACUCAGUGAAAAGGAGCUGGAUGAAAUGGAGACGCUGGAGAUGGAGACAGAGUUGGAGGAGGAAGAACUUCAUAACCUUUUUGCCUCCAGGCAGUGGAUUGACUCCACACAGAACCCAAAUCUUCUGAAUCCCUCUGCUGGAUACAUCCCCAUGAAUCAGAGCAGCCUCAGCGGAAGUCACCAGAGCACUGGACUGGGCUCCCGGCAGACCUCACGCAUAAGGCAAGAGUCAAUGGGCCGCACGGUGUCAGAGUCAUCAGAAGGACGGGGCACAGCUUCUGAGUACGAUCUCACUGAGGACCUGUCAUUGUCGGGAAGUCUGUGCCGCAGCCUACGGUCCCGGGGAGACAGUGCCUACCUAUCUCAGCGAGAGAGCCUGAUGCUCCCAAUUGGAAGUGCUGACGGAGAGGAAGAUGCCAAUGGCUAUGUCAUGCCAGAUCGAAAUGGCAGAGAGCGUGCUGCUGGGAUUGCUGCUUCCCUGGUACGUGGCUCACUCCCUGUGUAUGAAGUGGAUGAAGAGUAUGAGUACAUGAACCGACGUCCUCCGCAGCCCCCGCAGCCCCGGCCAGCCUCUCUGGAGGAGCUUGGCUACGAAUACAUGGAUCUGGGCUCUGAGCUGAGUGCAUCUUUAGGCAGUGUGCCAAGCUCCCAGCUAACCACGCCCUGUCGGGACGACGAUGAGGAUGAUGAGGACUAUGAGUACAUGAACAAACAGCCCAAGCUCAGCAAAUCCCUGAGUAGCAUCCGUAGCUCUCGAGGGGACUAUACCGAUAUGGACUCUGGCAUCACUCAGGGCUCCCCAGAGGAGCAGGGCUACGAAGAAAUGGAUGCUGUCUUGCCCCCAGUCCAGUGUCCUGGCUGCCAGAGUCCACCAUGUCCCAAGAAUGGAUUCAUGAAACCCUUGCGCACACUGGAGGCCUCAGACUGUGCUUUUGAUAAUCCAGAUUACUGGCACAGCCGGCUGUUCAGCAAGGCCGAUGUUCAGAGGACUUAGCUGGGGUCUAGCGGUUUCAUUUGUCCUCUUCUUGGGAGAAAAACCCAAGCCUUGCUCUUCAGCUGCAAACACCAUUGUUGCGAUGGUGGGCUGAAACUUCCACAAGGCUCCUCAGCUUCUGUGAUGUUGACUAUAAUGGGCAAGUAUAUCAAGGCUAACCAGUGAUGGGCUUCUAUCGGGUUGCAUCACAGCUCCCCUGCCUUGCACCGUGGUUUGAUCAAUUACAACUCAGAUCUCUUUAGUUCAAAUGCUCUGGACUUAUGAGGGCAAACAGAACCAUUUCGAGAGGCACAGUCUAUACUGUGGGAUCUGUUCCUGUGCAGAGAGAGGCCUGGUUUUGCGAUAAGAGGGCUAUUUAAGUGUAGGAGAGUGGCUGACUGCUUCCAUGGACUCAAAGGCCUGUGCACUCAGAUGGAUGAUGCAGUCUCUUCAGGAAGCAGCUCUGUUCUAGAAAGCCAGUUAAGAGUCUUCUGUGCUGACCCACCAAAGUAUCAAACCCCAUCUGAUCCCACUGCACAGGGCCCUCAGCAACAGCCUUCGAGUGCCUUUGUCGUGACAACCCUCUGUCCAUUAAUGGCAGGGGGGCCCUUGAGCAUGAGCAAAGCAUGCUGAGCCUCGUAGGAGGCCGUAAGACUGAAGGGAAGGUCUUCUCAAGAAAGGCCAAGUCCUUGCUUGUUAUGUCCCAUCCCAACAAUAUAUGCAAGAGAGGACGAGUUUACUAGGGUGUUUAUGAAGGAUAAAGGUGCUGCUUCUGAGAGCUUGACAACCUCAUUUAGGGAAACAAUGUACCCAAGUGUGGGCCUGAAAUAAAGACUUGUAGGUUGCGAUCCUACCUCUCAGAAAGACAUUUUGUUUAGAAAAUGUGCGUUAGAACCCAGAACUCCUGGGUUUUGAGUUUUCAUUGUGCCAUUAGCAACCAUUGUGCUUUAUCAGUUCCCAUACUGGAUGGAGACACUUGAGGAGGAAGGAGUAGAAAGGAACAAAGCCUGAACAUACUGGAGAUCUGGACUUCCAUCUCUAGCAUUUAGAUGUUCAUUACUACAGGCAGCUUAAAUCCUCUCCAGCCCUGGAAGAUCCAGCAGUUAAUCUCAAGCAUCUCAGAACAAAGAGCAGGAAAGAGAGAAUGUGUGAAGGCUGUGUUGGAGUAAUUAUUUCCAGGGUAACUAUUUCCGUCCUCCUGGGCAGAAACAGAUGGAGAAGCAAGGAGCCCUUCUGAAAGGCAGCAUACUUCGUAUUCCCUUCUCAAUUAAAGGGAAUAUGGGAUGGUUCUCAGGAUGGGUGCCACAUAGAGAGCCAAACAAAAGAGGGCAGGGCCUCUGCACCUUCAGCAGUUGUGUAGAAGAGGGAACUUCUACAUGCAACCCCUGUAAUCUACUGCUGAAUUUCUCUCUUCUACACAACUGCUUGAAGGUGCAGGGGCCCUGCCCUCUUCUCUGUCUGGCCACCCUAUGGGCCAAGUAAAGAGGACAGCAGUAACUCACAAUGUAAUCCUAUAUAUGCCUACUCAGAAGUAAGCCCCACUGAGUCCAAUGGGACUUACUCCCAAGUAAGUGAGUGUAGGAUUACAGUUUUCAAUAGGUGAGCAAUAGCAUGGGGAUGUGCAUUAUUGCUGAAGCUCAUGAGUGCUGUGUGAAAGGCUGCAAAGUUGCACUAUGCACCUUAAUGGUGUUAUUCCUGAUUCCUCUGAAUCAGGCUCACUUACAUUACAAGAUGAUUUGGGAACAAACUUCUCCCUUCCGUCACCCCGCCCUACCCUGAAGGCCAGUCGUAUUGUGCAUAACCUUGACUUUGUUCCCACCAGUUUUGGAUUGCAUCAUAUAAAGGGAUAUUUACAAAAAGGGGAAAAUCAAACCUGAUCAAGGAAAGAGGGUUGUGAGGGAAGCUCUGCAACUGAUCUCAGUAUCUUUUUUUUUUUAGUUCCUGUAAGGUUUUUAAAUGGGAGUUUCAACAGCAGGCUCCUCCCUUAAGUAAUUGGCCUGCAUUCUGGAUUGGCUUAUAAUUUGCCUUGCAGAGCACUAUUAAGGCACAAAAAUUAUCCAGAUUGUUCUGAAGUCCCCUGUUUGGUUUCCAGGCUUUCCUUUGAAUUGCAAAUAUGUGACUGAACUUUACAUUUUUAAAAAUUUAAUGCAUCUUUUGUACUAUUUAUGUAAUCAGUGUGCUGAUGAAUUGCUUAGCAAAAAGCAUGUUUUGUAUGGAACAUACAUAAGUGCCUUUCUGUGUUUCCUUCAUCCUCUUUGGUUCAAACAAACGAGUAGGAUUUUGUGAUAGAUGAGAGCAAGCUAUAGUCUCUGCUUUCAUCAAACCAUUAUUACAUAUACGGAGACUUUCCUUAAAUAGGACUAGAAGCUUGCUCUGUGUUUGAACCGAACACCAAGACUGACUGACUGGAUUUUGAGGGAGCUAUCUGAUUUUGAUUUGCAAGUUCUUAAGACUCUGUGCUUAUGAGGUACUCUUAUCCACUGAAUGUUGUUUCUCUCCUGCUCACUGUGGGAAACACCAAGAGCUAAUCAAACAAAUUAAGUCCUGCCUGGAUCAGAAUUCUAUAGGGUGUGGUGAUAUUGACAAGCAGCCAAAUUUACCUGGGUCCUGCCAACAGCCCUGGCACCUGGACUGAGUGGAAUUCCAACCAGAGAGGUCCUGGUUAAUAAAAGAGAAUAAUAAAAGAGAAGGGUGCAACAGAAUGCUAUUAGAUUGCCCCCUACAGGGGAAAAAAACCUGUUAAAAUCUCCUGCAGUUUAAUUUGGCUGUCACAAAUUCACUGAAAUCAAGGGAGAAGAGACAAAAUGGUUCUCUUUCACUUUAAAUGAGGCCAUUCUCUCUCCAUCCUAUUGGCAUAUUAAAGGAUAAAUAAGGUUAAAGAGCUGCAGCAUUUUUAUUAUAGUAAUAAGUAAAUUGCAGGUAGGCUAAACUCUCUCUCUCUCUCUCCUCUCUCUCUCUCUGUGUCCAAACAUGUGCGGACUGACCUGGCAGUAAGCUUCAUUGAACAUAGUGGGAAUUACUUCUGAGCCGAUUGUGCUGUCAGGUUCUAAAGUCAGUCACACCGGAAUUGUGUGAUACAGUGGAAAAGUUCUUGGUUUAAUUCUAGAGCCAAGAAACUUUAUGCAAUGCAGUUUGAAACUAGAAACCUGCUACUCAGAAUAUUUUGUUGUGCUGGGGUUUACUGUUUAGUUUUGAUUGGACAACCCAUCCCACCUUCCUUCAACCCCCGCCCCCCAGCAAUUUAUUAAGGGACAGCACCAUAGAAUAAAACUGAAGCUGGAUUGGCUAAAGUUCUGUAAAAGAGCUUGACUGUUAAUAGUAAAAAUGAAACCAGUUCUGGAUAAAAUUUCAGCCAGGUCAGUAUCUAUUUGGAUUUAGAUACCUGAAAAUACGAAAAGACAAGGAUCAGUGUUGUCUUGAUGCUUACGUCAUCACUGUAUUUGCGAAAGGUGGGUAUAAAAUGCUACUGUGAAAACUAUGGGCACAUGCCAGAGAACGUUAGGUGUGCUAAAACCCAGCAGUUUGACAACCCUAAUACUGAGUCUCAAAACAUUGCAAUCCAUAAUCAUUUGCUCCAGAAUUGUCCUGGUUAGGGCUGCUAAGUGGCCAGAAAAAAAUGGCCUGAUUGGCUCCUGUGCAUUUUAAUUGAGUUCUGAUAUACAAGAACUAGCAGGUGAAGCUUUCCAAGGCAUGUACAUAAACAUCAUCACCAGCUCAUCACUGUGAGGUCCCUUGUAUCUGUAAGAGUUGUGUGGAAGGGACAAAUUCAUCCAGCUACAGCUUCUGCUUUCAUUACAGCUCACUGCUAGGAUUAAUAACGUUUGUUGAACUUCUCUGUUCAAUGCAACUCUCACAGCCCCAUCCUAUGCAUGUUUGUUUGAAAUAAUAGGCUUUAUUUAAGAAUAAAGUGUGCAUAAGACUGCACCUUUAGAAGCACAAGUGUCUCACAGGAGCUGGAGCUGGGCACCCUUAGUCUAAUAGCAGGUACACAAUGAUCUAAUGAGAACAAAAGGAACCCAUUUCCCUUUCCAGCUCCAAAUUUUGAUUGUGGAGGAAGAGAGAACUCUGACAGUUUGGUUUUAAUGGGUUCAGCCACAGGGAAAAAGGUUUGGGCUAGAGUCUAACUGGGAAGAGGUGAAAAAAAUCAGAGCUAAAACAAAACAAACUCUCUUGGUAGGGUUAUGAGAUGGAGGUGUUCCAGUCGCUGUGUUUACCCCAAUUUCUGUUGCUCUUUUCAUCAGUGAGACAUCUGUGGUAUGAAUGGUUUGAGGAUAGCAGCCAAACUAAGGAACAUCAACAUUGGGACAAUUAAAGUAACAAAUGCCAAUUGUUACAUACAAUAAUGAACAAGAAACAAAAAGCACAGAAGCAACCUCAUUGGAUUGGCUUAGUUCUAGUGUUUUUUUUGUUUGUGUCUUUAUAUUUGUAGGGUAAAUUGUCACAUUUUAUUUUUUGUCCCCAAAUCUGGAUGUGUAUAUUGUCUGUCAAAAAUGUCAUGUUGGAUUGUUGUGUUUUUUUGCCAUGCUUUGACACUGGUGAAAUGAAGGUUUUUAUCAAUCUUAAAAAAAAAAAAAAAAGCUGAACUGGAAGGAAUCCAAAUGUUUACACACUUCGAAUUGCCUUGUCCAGUGCCCCUGCUACCAUUUAACAAGGGAUAAUAGUGGUGUUUAAAAAACAAACAAAACGAGACAUCAGUAUUGCCAUGGGCUAGGGCAACUGAAAGCUCUUGUUCCAAGAUACAGGGAAGUUGGAAGGAUGGUGAUGGGCCUUGAUCACAGUUAUAAGGAGAUGGCUCAGAUGGGUUCUGUGUCCAAAUCAAAUAAAGGUUUGCUAAGAAAACUGAAUCUAGCAAGCAACAAAUGCUCAUGGAAAGGGCAUAAGGUUUCCACCUUUUUUUCUGGCCCGGUUCCUCUCUCUUGCAGCCUCAGACACUGAAACUGAGUAGACAAAACCUUUUCUGUCAUGUAGAUGUACAGGGCAACCCCAUACACACAUUUACUCAGAAAUAAGCCUCAUUUGAGUUCAAUAGCACUUACAUGCAGACAUGUAAAGAUGGGACUGUCGCCAAGGUGAUAUAAAAGAUUUAUGUGCUUAAUUUGUGCACAUCAGGCUGCUGUCAAAGGCACAGGAGCAGGGCCAUUCCCCACCCCCCCGGCACCCCUAAGUGUUUAUUAGGGAGAAAAUUCUAUGAUAAAACACUCUGGCAUAAAUUGUACUGAUGGGCAUGCCUCUACUGCUGAAGUGGUAUGCAGUCUUGUAAAUCAUGCAAAAUCCUUCCUCAGGCCAAUUUUUUUUCAUUUUAAAAUAGCUGCUAGUCUGCUAAUAUGGAGAGGAAACGUGGCUCCAUAACCAAUGAUUUUUGUUAUUUCAAGUGUUACCUAUUCAGAUGCAGUGCUUUGAGUAACCCCUUUUGGUAAAGUUCAGUGAGGUUGCCUGUCAGGACAGAAGGCAAAUUUUUACUUUAAUGCAUAUUAUCCUGGGACAUAAGGAAAGAAAAUCUGGCACUCUCAGUUCACACUGAAGUUCUUUCUGAAGGUCCAUAGCAUACUUAUAUUAGUUUUAUUUCCUCAGAGAGUCUUGGGAAUUGUGGAUUUGGUGCGAUUAUAAUUGCCAAUUAGACAUUUCUAGUACCUCCCCCCCAAAAAACCCCUACAAUUCUCAAUGUAGGGAAUUGUUCAAGGGAAAUGAGGAAUUAUGGUUAAAGCAGUUUAAAUUUGUGCAUAGGCUGUUCAAUUUCUACUGAAUGCAGAAGUCAGUCUGUCUGAGGGCAUUUUCUUCACACAUCUGUGGCCACAAGGUUUUUUUUUAGGAGUACAGUUCAGACCUUUUCCUUGAAGGGCAAGUGCUGAAUAUGAACUAUCUUCUAAGCUAGGAUGACCCAUUUCUUACUGACAGAGGCUGUUCUUACUGCUGAAGGCCUCAGAAAAGGUUUGUGUGUAUUUGAAUACAAAAUAAAAAGUGACAUUGUAAGUGCAA